This is a messenger RNA of Dendrobium catenatum, 4653 nucleotides long. RefSeq names its product ABC transporter G family member 44-like. Gene Ontology annotation, molecular function: ATP hydrolysis activity; ABC-type transporter activity; ATP binding. Gene Ontology annotation, cellular component: membrane. The record is from RefSeq and is a predicted model, not a curated record. Lineage: Eukaryota; Viridiplantae; Streptophyta; Magnoliopsida; Asparagales; Orchidaceae. The transcript has 24 exons. Bases 126 to 4433 code for a protein of 1435 amino acids.
CUCCUUACCAGCUGCAAACGAAGAAUCACUUUGUAGAAAUACAUUUCUCUUCUCUCUCUGUCACAACAAACAAGGAAGCAAACAGAAGAAGAAGGAGGAGGAGGAGGAGAAAAGAGAGAGUUUCAAUGGACGCCGUUGCGGUGGCUCGUAUGGGCAGCUUGAGAUCAGGAAGCUCUUCCAUUUGGAAAGCAGAUGAAAUCUUUUCAAGAUCGGCACACGAAGAAGAUGAUGAAGAAGCUCUCAAAUGGGCGGCCCUUGAGAAGCUCCCUACUUACAGCAGGUUGAGGAAAGGCUUACUUACUAUGGCAGAAGGAGGGGGGAAGGAGAUUGAUAUUGAAGAUCUUGGAUUUGAAGAGAGGAAGGAGUUGUUGGAGAGAUUGGUCAGAGUUGCAGAGGAGGAUAAUGAAAAAUUUCUGAGGAAGCUUAGAGACAGAAUGGAUAGAGUUGGAAUUGAGCUUCCAACUAUUGAGGUGAGAUAUGAGCAUCUUAGUAUUGAAGCAGAGGCAUAUGUGGGUAAUAGAGGAUUGCCAACACUCUUUAAUUCCAUCAUAAAUAUUUUUGAGACCGUUGCUAAUUGCCUACAUAUAUUACCAAACAAGAAGAAGCCUCUAACUAUCCUUCACGAUAUCAGUGGAGUCAUCAAGCCUCGAAGGAUGACUUUACUCUUAGGACCCCCUGGUUCUGGAAAAACUACUUUGUUGUUAGCUCUAGCUGGAAAGUUGGAUUCAGACGUCAAGGUAUCUGGAAGAGUGACUUACAAUGGUCAUGGAAUGAAUGAGUUUGUGCCCCAAAGAACAGCUGCAUACAUCAGUCAAUAUGAUCUACAUAUAGGCGAGAUGACAGUUCGAGAAACUUUGUCCUUCUCUGCUAGGUGUCAAGGAGUUGGUACUCGUUACGACAUGCUGUCGGAGCUAGCAAGGAGAGAGAAGGCAGCAAAUAUCAAACCAGAUCCAGACAUUGAUGUUUUCAUGAAGGCAACUUCAAUGGAGGGACAAAAGACCAACAUUGUUACUGAUUACGUUUUAAAGAUCUUAGGUUUGGAUAUAUGUGCUGAUACAAUGGUUGGAGAUGAUAUGAGAAGAGGCAUUUCAGGAGGACAGAGGAAAAGAGUUACAACAGGUGAGAUGAUUGUUGGACCAGCAAAAGCUUUGUUUAUGGAUGAGAUAUCAACUGGCCUCGAUAGCUCGACGACUUACCAGAUUGUGAACUCACUAAAGCAAUCCAUCCAUAUACUUGACGGCACAGCUGUCAUUUCUCUACUUCAGCCAGCGCCCGAGACAUUCGACCUCUUUGAUGAUAUAAUUCUUAUAUCAGAUGGUCAAGUUGUGUAUCACGGUCCCCGCGAGCAUGUGCUAGAGUUCUUUGAGUCUCUAGGCUUUAAAUGCCCAGAGAGAAAAGGUGUUGCUGAUUUCUUACAAGAAGUAACAUCUAAGAAAGAUCAGCAACAAUACUGGCAACGUCACAACGAACCUUACAGAUUUGUGCCUGUAAGGGAAUUUGCAGAAGCAUUCCAAUCCUUUCAUGUUGGAGAGAAACUAACGAAUGAGCUUUCUGUCCCAUAUGAUAAGAGCAAGGAACACCCUGCAGCUCUUACAAUUUCAAAAUAUGGUGUUAGCACCAAAGAACUUCUUAAAGCUUGUUUUUCAAGAGAAUAUUUGCUCAUGAAAAGGAAUUCAUUUGUCUAUGGUUUUAGAGGAUUUCAGCUCAUGGUGAUGGCAACCAUAACAAUGACACUCUUUUUAAGGACUAAUAUGCAUAGAGAUAAUAUCUCCCCUGAUGGAGGAAUUUAUAUGGGCUCACUCUUCUUCUCAAUUAUCAUGAUAAUGUUCAAUGGUUUCUCUGAGCUUGCAUUGACAAUUUUGAAGCUCCCUGUCUUCUUCAAACAAAGAGAUUAUCUCUUUUAUCCUGCAUGGGCUUAUGCAAUUCCAACAUGGAUACUCAAGAUUCCUAUAACUGUUAUGGAAGUUGGUGGCUGGGUAUUUCUCUCCUAUUAUGUCAUAGGAUAUGAUCCUAAUGUUGGAAGGUUAUUUAAACAAUUUUUUCUACUACUAGCUGUCAACCAAAUGGCCUCAGCUUUAUUUCGUUUCAUUGCUGCACUGGGGAGAAACUUAAUUGUUGCCAAUGUUUUUGGAUCAUUUGCAUUGUUGGUGAUGAUUAUUUUGGGAGGAUUCAUUCUAUCACAUGAUAAUGUCAAGAAAUGGUGGAUAUGGGGCUACUGGAUCUCACCUCUUAUGUAUGCCCAGAAUGCUAUUUCAACAAACGAGUUCCUUGGCCACGCUUGGAGUCAUAUUUUGCCGGAACAAAAAGAAAGCCUAGGGGUACAAGUAUUGAAGUCACGUGGAGUCUUUACACAAGCAAAAUGGUACUGGAUUGGUAUUGGUGCAUUGCUUGGAUACAUGUUUGUAUUCAAUUUUCUUUUCACCGUUGCUCUUUCUUAUCUCAAACCAUUUGGAAAAUCCCAGCCAAGCAUAUCUGAAGAAACACUGAAGGAGAAACAAGCAAAUAUUACUGGAGAAAUGAUUGAAUCAAUGGAAAAUAAAUCUGAAGGAAGUGCAAACAUUAGAGCAGGCAACAAUGCAGUUGAAUCUCAACAAAACAAGAAAGGAAUGGUUCUUCCUUUUACUCCACUCAGCAUGACAUUUGACAAUAUAAGAUACUCUGUGGACAUGCCAGAGGAAAUGAAGGCCAAAGGGAUUCAAGAAGACCGUUUGGAGCUAUUAAAAGGUGUAAGUGGAUCUUUCAGACCAGGUGUGCUCACAGCGCUGAUGGGCGUUAGUGGGGCUGGUAAGACAACUUUGAUGGAUGUAUUGGCCGGAAGAAAAACUGGAGGAUAUAUAGAAGGAAGCAUCAUGAUAAAUGGUUAUCCUAAGAAACAGGAAACCUUUGCUCGAGUUUCAGGAUAUUGUGAACAAAAUGAUAUCCAUUCCCCUUAUGUGACAGUUUAUGAGUCUUUGGUUUAUUCAGCAUGGCUUCGAUUGCCUGCUGAGGUUGGUUCUGAAAAAGGAAAGAUGUUUAUAGAAGAGAUAAUGGAGCUUGUGGAACUUACUCCAUUGAGGGGAGCAUUGGUGGGAUUGCCAGGAGUAAAUGGACUAUCAACAGAGCAACGCAAGAGAUUGACCAUUGCAGUUGAGCUCGUUGCUAAUCCAGCUAUUAUAUUCAUGGAUGAGCCUACAUCUGGACUUGAUGCCAGAGCUGCUGCUAUUGUCAUGAGAACAGUAAGGAAUACUGUAGACACUGGCAGAACUGUAGUGUGCACAAUCCAUCAACCUAGCAUAGACAUAUUUGAAGCAUUUGAUGAGCUCUUCCUAAUGAAACGUGGUGGAAAAGAGAUCUAUGUAGGACCAUUGGGUCACCAUUCUAGUCAACUGAUUAGUUACUUUGAGGGAAUUGAAGGAGUAAGCAAAAUAAAGGAUAGCUAUAACCCAGCAACAUGGAUGUUAGAAGUGACAACAAUAGCACAAGAGGAAAUACUAGGGGUUGAUUUCACUGAUGUCUACAAGAAUUCUGAAUUGUUUCAGAGGAAUAAGGCUUUGAUCAAGGAGUUGAGCAUACCUCCACCUGGUUCAAAUGAUCUUUUCUUCCCAACACAGUACUCGCAGACCUUCGUUUCUCAAUGCAUGGCUAGCCUUUGGAAACAGCAUUUGUCAUACUGGAGAAAUCCACCAUACACAGCAGUGCGGUUUUUCUUCACAUUGAUCAUAGCCUUGAUAUUUGGAACAAUUUUUUGGGAUCUAGGUGGCAAAAAGAGCAAACAACAGGAUUUGUUUAAUGCAAUGGGUUCAAUGUAUGCUUCUGUUUUGUUUCUUGGAAUUUCGAAUGCUUCUUCAGUUCAACCUGUGGUGUCUGUCGAGAGAACUGUCUUUUAUAGGGAAAGAGCAGCAGGAAUGUACUCAGCUUUGCCUUAUGCAUUUGGACAGGUUGGAAUUGAAAUCCCUUAUGUCUUUAUCCAAGCAAUCAUAUAUGGGAUCAUAGUUUAUUCAAUGAUUGGGUUUGAAUGGACAGCUGCCAAAUUCUUUUGGUACUUGUUCUUCAUGUUCUUCACAUUCCUAUACUUCACAUACUAUGGCAUGAUGGCCGUAGGCUUAACACCCAAUUAUAACAUCGCUUCCAUAGUAUCUUCAGCAUUUUAUGGAUUGUGGAACCUCUUCUCUGGCUUUAUUAUUCCACGACCAAGGAUGCCUGUCUGGUGGAGAUGGUAUUCAUGGGCAUGUCCUGUUGCAUGGACACUAUAUGGAUUGGUAGCUUCACAAUUUGGAGAUUUACAUGAGACAUUUGAAAAUAGUGAUGUUGUCAUCUCUCAAUUUAUAAGAAGCUACUUUGGAUUCAAACAUGAUUUCUUGGGAGUGGUUGCUGUUGUAGUUGUUGGAUUCGCAGCACUCUUUGCCUUCCUAUUUGGGUUUGCCAUUAAAGCAUUGAACUUUCAAAGAAGAUGAAGGAUUUGAUGAAGUAAAUCAAGAAGUUCUACUAGUCAUGAUUGAAGCAAAAUUUGUUUGUUAUGUGUUCUGUGAGAAGAAAGGUCUUGUGACCUUGAUGUAUUUCUUCAUUUCUUUAUGAUUUUAGGGAAAUGCUAAGGCAAAGUUAUUUUUAUUUGUAAUUAUUUUUUGUAGAUUAUAUGAUUUUCAAUUGUGUCUAAGAUAUGAAAUUAAAUUGUCA